CCGCCAACCGCUGGCACCAGAGGCCGGAGGCUGGAGGCUGUGGGGGUGCCAGUCCACACUGAGGCGUGACGUGGGGAGGAGUGCCAGUGCCAGACUGACCCUCGCCCGCAGUGCGCGCGAUCUUCUUAAGUUUGAGCAUCACACAGCCUUAACUUAAGUGCCAAAAGGACUCCGCUGUGAUCCUGGAAUAGACGGAAAGUGAGAGGGAGGAAGAGAGAAAGAGAGAGAGAGAGAGAAAGUGAAGAAACACGGAUCCUGAAUGUUUGGCAAGAACGAACAGAAAUAUUUCCAGCGACUCAUUAAGGUGAGCUUCCCACUGCCCAGACCUGACCAGCUACCGCCUCGCCUGUACUCCCUCUGAACAGACUUUCACGGACACCGGAGAAUUAUAGGCACCGCAUCACUGCCUGCGUCUCAGUGUGUCUGUGGCCUUAGCUCAGAGAACCUCCCCCGCCACUGCUGCUGCUGCUAAGUCUUGAUGUGUCCCUUCAUUCUCUCUUAAAUGUAGCAGUGAGUUAACGCUUCACAGUGUUAAAUUAGUGGCCAGCCUGUGAUGGACCGUCGGUGCGCGAGGCCCAGGCGGUGAUGAGGCGGCCGGUGGGCGUAAGUGGCGGGGAAGCUGAGCCCACCCCUGCCUGCCACAUCCCCCUCACCCCCCUGCAGGCCGGGGCGGACCCGACGUGCGUGGUGGCCGCACACCACCCCGCCCACCACCACACCGCUCACCGCAAGCAUGGUAUUCGCCCCGUGGCUCGUCGCACGCGCUCCUCCCCCGCCCCCUGGACCCCCGGCCUCCCGGCAGAGCCCCUGGACGUGCGGCUGCUCUCAGGGGGGCCAUCCAGGGAGCGGGAGUCCCCCCAUGACGCCCACUGCGAAGAUACUGGCCCGCCCACGCUGGGGGACGACCUGCUCCACCGCCCAUGUUGCUGCGCCCAUUGUGUCCCCGCCUCCACGUCUGAAAGACUGGUGGAGGUUGAUUCAGCAAGUGCAGGUGGUGAUGGUGGUGGUGGUGGUGGUGGCGGUGGUAGUGGUGGCGGUGGAAGUGGUGAAGGUGGUGGUGGGGGUGGUGGUGGAGGAGGGGGAGGUCACCACAGAGCUGCCAGUCACGUGACCUCUCUUGACCUGACCAGGAGACAUCUGCUUCAGGCCGCUGAUUCUCAAGACCACGAGAGCGGCGAGAACGGCUUCCUCUCUCCAGGCAGCCUAAGAACCUCCCUUGCUGACGACGCUUGUUCUGAAAUCCUUCGCUUGGAACACAGAGACUCAGAGGAGCGCCCGAAGAGGAACACCCUAGCUAGACUCCUCUCUACGCUACAGACUCUCCGGUCGUGGGCGUCAACUAGCCAGCAGCAGGAGCCGGAGAGGCCAGACAGUUUCCUGGAGAAGAUGGCGAUGGCGGGCCAAAUGAGAGAGGCCGAUGACACCACGCAUACCUUCUGCUGCGGCGUGCUUCCAGGAUACUUCGCAAUCGACACCACCAAGCCUGCUCACUACAAGUGGCUGUUCGUGAUGACCGCUGCGCUGCUGUACAACUGGGUCAUGAUCAUUGGUCGUGCUGUGUUCUGGGAGCUGCACAACCUCAGUCCAGUGUUGUGGUUGUUCCUUGAUUAUAUAUGUGAUGGCGUCUACUUGGUUGACAUGGGAGUCCGCGCUCAUGAAGGCUACCUGGAGCAGGGCCUGAUGGUGAAGGAGCCCACCAAGCUAAGGAGAAAUUAUGUGAAGUCAUGGAACUUCAAGCAAGAUGUGGCCUCCAUCCUGCCCACUGACCUGUUCUAUCUGCUGACUGGCACAGGAGGCGACCACCAUGUACCAGGACCUGUGCUUGUCAGAAUCAACAGGUUACUCAGGUUUCCUCGGAUGAGCGAGUUCUUCAACAAGACCGAGACUCGCACCAACUUCCCCAAUGCCUUCAGGAUAUGCAAGGUGGUGCUGUACAUUCUCAUCAUCAUCCACUGGAACGCCUGCUUUUACUUUGCCAUCUCCUACGGCAUUGGCUUCAGCACCGACCGCUGGGUGUACAACAACACUUUGCAGGAGAGCAGGACCUUCUCCCAUCAGUAUAUCUAUAGCUUCUACUGGUCCACCCUCACUCUCACCACCAUCGGAGAGACACCACAGCCAGAGAAGGAUGUGGAGUACCUGUUUGUGGUGGUGGACUUCCUGGUUGGGGUCCUCAUCUUUGCCACCAUUGUCGGGAAUGUGGGUUCCAUGAUAACUAACAUGAAUGCAGCACAGGCAGAGUUCCAGAAUCGAAUGGAUGGAGUGAAGCAAUACAUGGAAUUCCGCAAGGUAUCCAAAGACUUAGAGACUAGAGUCAUCAAGUGGUUCGAUUACCUGUGGAGCAACAAGCAGUCCCUGGAUGAGGAAGGGGUGCUCAAGUCACUGCCAGACAAACUCAAGGCUGAGAUUGCCAUUCAUGUUCACCUGGACACCCUGAAGCAAGUCCGUAUCUUCCAGGACUGUGAGCCGGGACUGCUGGUGGAGCUUGUACUCAAACUCAAGCUGCAGGUGUUCAGCCCAGGUGACUUUGUGUGUCGCAAGGGUGACGUGGGCAAGGAGAUGUACAUAGUGAAGAGAGGAAGGUUGUCAGUGGUGGCUGACGACGGCAAGACAGUCUAUGCCACACUCGGGGCCGGCAGUGUGUUUGGAGAGGUGUCUAUUCUGAACAUUGCCGGGAAUAAGACUGGCAACCGAAGAACAGCCAAUGUGAGGAGUGUCGGCUACUCAGACCUCUUCUGCCUCUCCAAGAAUGACCUCUGGGAUGCCCUGACCGAGUACCCUGAGGCAAAAAAGUCCCUGAUGGAGCGAGGCCGCCAGCUUUUGAUGAAGGAUGGCCUGCUGGACGAGGAGGGACUCAAGGCAGCACAGGAGCAGCAGGAAACCUUAUCAGAGAAAGCUAACCGCCUUGACACGGCCAUUGACACCCUCAACACCAGGCUGGCACGGCUGCUGGCAGAGUACUCCAGCACCCAGCAGAAGAUCAAGCAGAGGCUCACCCGGAUAGAGAGACGCCUCGAGUUUGACCUGGAUGCCAUGGUGCCCUCCUCACCCAGACUGAGUCCCAACAUCACCCUAUCCCCCAGAGGUAGUGUUUGCCCCUCACCAUUCCAGCUGGGGGCUGCCCCUUCUUCCCAGGCCAGAGAGCACACCCCCUCCUCCGCCCCCUGCGCUGGAGAGGGUGACUGCUCCAUAUCUGGCUCAUCCACCCUUCAGGAUAACCUUUACUCAGGCCACCAUCCCCUCACCCCUGCUGGCAGCACACAGCAUCAUCCACCCAGCCAGCAGAGCACCUCCCUCCCCUUUGCAGCACCCAACACACAUGUGCCUCCGUCACCGCCGCGCAGGGACACAAUAUAGUGCCCUCUCUCACCAUGUGGCUGUCAUAUCACACGCUGCUGUCUCUCCUCUAUCACAUUUUUAUCCUCAAAAUAUUUUAAAAUGCAUGAGUUCAUUUAUGCACCUAAUGCUAAAGUAUGCAAUCUUCCUUAUGGCAGCACGUACAUUUUUCUUACAUACAUAGGUUUUAAUGGCUUACUGAGUGAGUUGCCUGUGAAGGUGAUGCCUUGUAAAUGUCAUUGGUUUUGUCUUGUGUGUUGAGGUUAAUGUCCUUAUUUGCACACUGUGUUUGACAAAAUGGUCUCCCUCACUUUAGUCUUGCAAUUAUUUCACCAAAAAUCAAGUAAUUCUCAGAUCUGUUGUCCUUGCCUAUGUAUUUCUCAAGCCUACAGGAGCUAUUCAUUCAUACAAGACCAGCCAACAUCCAUGUAUUUUCAGGUAGUAAUGCUGAGUGAGGAAAAAGUGUAAGGAAAUCAUCAGGCAUCAGGUGUAGGUGUUAUCAGGAAUAUUAUGGGCAGGGCUUUUGUUAUCUUGGCUGGCCACCAGGUGUAGGGCUUAUCAGGAUUGGGGCCUGGCAAGGGUAGGGCCUUUGUUAUCUUAAAUGUAACCAACGCACAAAGUGUACUUUUCAAUUGAACUUCUCUAAGGGAGGAACAUUAUGGCUGAGACACACUCACAAACACAACAAAGAAAAAGCUUCCUAUUUUCUCCGAGGUGUUGAAUUAGGCUGUUGAUAUAUUUUUCAUUUGAAGGUGUGUGUGUAUGUGUGUGUGUCUGUGUGUGUGUGUGUGUGUGUGUGUGUGUGUGUGUGUGUGUGUGUGUGUGUGUGUCUGUGUGUGUGUGUGCUUUAACCUUAAGCUAAAUACUGUAGUAAUAAUCACCUGAAAGUGAUACCUUGAAAACAUUUUUAGAAAGGUAUCAUUGUACUAAUUAUUGUUUGUAUAUCACCAAAAAAAAAAAAACAUUUCACUCUUCUUCCAGAGUAAUAAAAUGACCCUUUCCAUUAUGUGAAUAAAUACUUACAUUAUUUUCUAUGUAAAUACACAUAUGUAGCAUUUCAUCUGUAACUCUCAAGUACAGGGUUCAUAAACUCUGCUUAUUUACUUCAUCUCUUUUCUUCCAGUAUUUUUUUUUAUUGUUUUUUCUUACUAUUACUGGCAUAAUGAUAAUGAUGAUGAUGAUUUGCAUUCAUGCUUUAGCAAUAUGAUUAUUCUAGUUAUGUUUUAGUCAUGAACAUGUCUGUUGUAAUGCCUCUCUUUGGACACUCCAUAGAAGCACUGGAAUAUUGAUCCACAGGUGAAGUAAAUCUUUAGCUGUCAGGGCCGUAGGCAGGGACUAGACCCCCACAGCAGAACAAAAGUGCAGCACCUUAGUUGCCAGCACAUUGGCACCUGUGAGGCCCUAAGAGAAAUUUUGGUGUUUGUCCUCCUGGUCACUAUACUAUUCCAUUCAAUAAUUUGUAAUUACAGAACACCAUAUUUUCAUAAUCUAUAAAAGGCAUUUUCAUGUCAUUUGUUUUUAAAAAUUUUUAAACAAUGAGAAAUUUUACAGGUAGAGUUAUUGACAGAUGCACCAACACCCCUUUGGUGCCCAGCCUGGCACCAUGGUGCCACCAUAUGGCACAGUGGCCAGCCUGACACCAUAGCACCACCCACAUGUGGCACAUUGGCCAGCCUGGCACCAUCAUGUGGCAUGGUGGGCAGCCUGGCACCACCGUGUGGCACAGUGGCCAGCCUGGCACCACCAUGUGGCACAGUGGCCAGCCUGGCACCACCGUGUGGCACAGUGGGCAGCCUGGCACCACCAUGUAGCACAGUGGCCAGCCUGGCACCACCAUGUGGCACAAUGGCCAGCCUGGCACCACCAUGUGGCAUGGUGGGCAGCCUGGCACUACCAUGUGGCACAGUGGCCAGCCUGGCACCACCAUGUGUUACAGUGGCAGCCUGGCAUCAUGGUGUGCUGUCACAGGGUGUGCUGGACCAUUGUGUCUUGCACCAUGUGUGGGAAGCAGACAUGACUCAGUUUGUGCUCAGCCAUUACUGUGCCACUGACAUCUCACAGAGCAUUCACCUUCCAAAUAUUUCUUGUAACUUUGUGUUUUCCCUGAGUGCUAAAUCCUCUAGGCAGGUGUGAGCCACAUGUGAUUGCUGCACCUGUGGCUGUUCAGGUGUUAAUUUGGUGGCUUGAGAUUUUAUGAGAUUCUUCCUAAUUGGUACCUGAGUCAUACACAUGUUCACUUUUGGCCCAGGAGAACUGUGCACUUCUUUUGGAAGAAGACAGUGGAGGAGAAGCAGGCACUUCCUGAGGACCUGCUGUGUUUGAUCAAGGCUGUGUUCAUGGAUUGUUUCAUUACAUGACAGAUUCAAAUGCACUGACAUCAUUUCAUUCCAAAGACUCAAACAUGAAUAUUGUUACUGUGACCUUUCUGUACCCAUGCAUACUCGUACAUCAGUUUCAUGUCUCAUUUUUAAGAGUUUAAAGAUUAUAUCCUAGUUUAAAGUUAGGGUAACUUUGUGACAUGCCUUUGAAAGUGUAUUCCUUAGGGUUAUGCAAUUUUAGACAUGAGGUGCAGACUUGUUACACUGGUCCACUGUGGAACAUGUGCUGCGCCUCUGCAAAACAUGUUGAUAUUACAACUACUGUAGGUUAAGGCAUGCAUUGGUUACACAGAUAUAAAAUAUAUAUAUAUAUGAAUAUAUGAAUAUAUAUAUUAAUGUAUGUUGAAUGUUACAUGAGAAAUGUUAACUAUAUAUUUUGCACAGAGCACAC
This is a messenger RNA of Scylla paramamosain (green mud crab), 6105 nucleotides long. It is a transcript of the gene CngA, whose product is annotated as cyclic nucleotide-gated cation channel alpha-3-like. Gene Ontology annotation, biological process: monoatomic cation transmembrane transport. The transcript is spliced from 19 exons. Gene Ontology annotation, molecular function: intracellularly cGMP-activated cation channel activity; intracellularly cAMP-activated cation channel activity; protein-containing complex binding. The record is from RefSeq and is a predicted model, not a curated record. Lineage: Eukaryota; Metazoa; Arthropoda; Malacostraca; Decapoda; Portunidae. Gene Ontology annotation, cellular component: plasma membrane; intracellular cyclic nucleotide activated cation channel complex. Bases 586 to 3357 code for a protein of 923 amino acids.